Messenger RNA from Ilyonectria robusta, 1110 nucleotides. RefSeq lists its product as uncharacterized. NCBI's taxonomy places the organism in Eukaryota, Fungi, Ascomycota, Sordariomycetes, Hypocreales, Nectriaceae. The record is from RefSeq and is a predicted model, not a curated record. Bases 1 to 1110 code for a protein of 369 amino acids. The transcript has a single exon.
AUGAGCAAUAGAAACAACAACAACAUUGCUAGUGGGGGACGAACCUUUGCCUUUUCGGGCCCGGAUGCGAACCAAAAGCUGAUCCAAGCCGCCGACGAAUUCAGGGAAGCCACGGGCAGCCAAGAAGUCCGCGGAGUCUUCGUUGGUAGAACAAGGCGCCCGCCUCGAAGCGAGGAAGCCCUCGCGAGACAGCGCUUGACGUUUACCCCGCCAGCGCAUAGACUCCGUUUUCCCCGACAUGGGGAAGAUGCGGAUGGCAACCCCGUGACAUUCCGUACCAGAGAGGAAGCCACCGCUGCGUUCAACGCUAAUCCCUAUUAUCUGGGAGGCGACGACGAAGUGGAGGAUUUGAGCGGAGAGACCCGUUUCACAGAGGAAACGGUUAUCCCUGAUGCUCCUGAGGUAGCCAGCGAGGAGCCCCUGCAGCCACUUGAAGCGACUUGUCCCGUGGAAGCAGACAGUUCAGUUGCGCAAUGUGGCAACUGCGCCGCCUUCGGCCACAGGCUGGAUACGUGCAUCCGGGUCGCGCGAGACGGCCUAAUUCACGGUUGCAUUUAUUGCAACGUGGUAGAGCACAACACGCCUGCCUGCGUGAACUUCCCUCGGGAUCCCAAGUCGCAGGUCCAGGUUCUAGUCCACCAGCGCCAAGGCAUGCCGGCCUUGCAUGGCGCUGACUGGUUCGAACUCUUGUUUGCGAACUCCGACGACCUCCCGCAAGAGUACCCUUGGUCGCAAUCCUUUGCGAAAUGGGUCGAAAACGAGGACGAGUACCGGGAGGCAAGAGCCCGCAUGGACGCGGAUCCUACCUUUCGGGUGUACGAUCCAGCCAUGAGAACCAGAACCGCACAGCUUGUCUUGGGAGGACUUCGUGUCAGUCGGGAAUCACAGCGCCGCGCAGCUACUGCGCUCCAAGCAGACUCCGUCGGUCCCAGAGGUGGCCCCAGGCCCAGUCGGCUCCUACUGUCCAGGCCAAGUCAGGAAACCCACCCCCCAAGAAGAAGCAGGGGAAGAAGACGGAUGUCAGCAUCGUUUUUCCAGCCCUUUCUCGACAGUAGACGUCGUUUGACCAAUGCUGCAAUCUUGCGGUCUGGUCAAAGUGCCAAGCGCUGA